Trypanosoma cruzi is the source of this 537-nucleotide messenger RNA. RefSeq lists its product as uncharacterized. The record is from RefSeq and is a predicted model, not a curated record. The transcript has a single exon. Bases 1 to 537 code for a protein of 178 amino acids. Lineage: Eukaryota; Euglenozoa; Kinetoplastea; Trypanosomatida; Trypanosomatidae.
AUGUCGGCUGCUCCGGGUGGGGGCGGCAGGAGCGGCGGCCAUGCGGAAGAUGGCGAUGGGGGAUUUGGGGGAAACCCGAAAGAUCACGUGAGGGCGGCGGCCGACAUGUCAUCGUGGAUGAGGAAUGCAGUGGACGAGGCGCGGCGGGACCCGUCGAAGGAGGUGGGGAUCUCCGCGGAGGAGCUUCAGCAGCGUCGCAAAAUGGCGUCAAACCCGCGCGCGUUUGUGAGCGAGCAAACGAGCCGGGCAUUUGAGGUCAAAAGUUCGGCGCGGGCGCAGCAGAUCAUGAACAAGGGUCUCCUUGAACGGCAGCGCGAGACGCGGAACAAAGAGGUGCUGAAGAAGAUGACGAUUCUGCGCCGUAUACAGGUGGGGACGUUUUUCCUUGGCAUUGGCGUGGCGUGGUGGAUGGGCGUUGAGUACUUGCUGCCGCACUACGCCGCCGUGCAGGAGCGGAACCGUCUUCUGCAGCUGCGGUGCGAGAUGGCGCAGCGGAAGCGGGAGGAGGUGGAGGCGCAGAGGAGACAACAACAGUAG